CGUCAGCCCGGGCACCACAGCCUCCAUCGCCACUGGUCUCUGCGAAGCACUCAAAGAAACAAGCAGACAUGGCUCCUUUUGAGAAAUCUAUGGAAACGGUGCCCUUCAAGCAGAGGAAAUGCCUUGCAACAAGAAAAAACGAAGUUUGCAGCAUUCGAUCUAAAUUCCCCAACAAGCUACCUGUGAUUGUAGAACGCUAUAUCCGUGAAAAGACUCUCCCCCUGUUGGACAAAACAAAGUUUCUGGUUCCCUAUGAGCUCACCUUGGGCCAGUUCCUCUGCCUGCUCAGGAAUAAAAUUGCUCUGGACUCCACCCAGGCUCUGUUCCUCCUGGUGGCAGAGAAGAGCAUGUCCUGCAUGUCCUCCAGCAUGGGGGAGGUGUAUUCCCACCACAGAGAUGCCGAUGGCUUCCUCUACAUCACCUAUGCCUCACAGGAAAUGUUUGGAGCUCCUCUGCAAGGAGCCAGGCCGCCCCACUGAGCCAAAAAACUGAUCAAAUGAACUGAAUCAUGACCAGUGGACACACCACACAA
Molecule: messenger RNA, 532 nt
Organism: Archocentrus centrarchus (flier cichlid)
Lineage: Eukaryota; Metazoa; Chordata; Actinopteri; Cichliformes; Cichlidae
Gene: map1lc3cl
Product: microtubule-associated protein 1 light chain 3 gamma, like
Exons: 4
Coding region: 69-479 (136 amino acids)
Source: RefSeq, a predicted model, not a curated record